Messenger RNA from Onthophagus taurus, 2288 nucleotides. It is a transcript of the gene Reps, whose product is annotated as RALBP1 associated Eps domain containing. Gene Ontology annotation, molecular function: protein binding; calcium ion binding. Gene Ontology annotation, cellular component: cytoplasm; plasma membrane. The record is from RefSeq and is a predicted model, not a curated record. Lineage: Eukaryota; Metazoa; Arthropoda; Insecta; Coleoptera; Scarabaeidae. Gene Ontology annotation, biological process: endosomal transport; endocytosis.
AUUUGCGACUAUGUUCAUUGCGAUCGGAACGCUCUGUUAAAAUUUUGUAGCUUAGACACCUUUAAAUAUAGGAGUAAACUAAACUAAAAAGCGGAGGCAAAAAAAUAAACAUGGACGAUUUGCAUCUAACAGACGUAUUGCUGGGUUACUUUGUGAAUUGCUUCAAUCGUUUGGAUGUGGAAAAGUCCGGAAAAGUCUCGAUCAAUAAGACGAUUGAGUUGCUAAAUUCGGGCAGCGUUAGCGACGAUGUCGUCUCGCAAGUAAGUUCCAUAAACAACCGCUAAAAACUAAGCCGAUUUCAAGAACAUAUUGAUAUAUCUCCGAUAUUUUAGCGUUAAAUCACAACUCGAGUUAUUUAACCAAAAAGCAAUUUUUCUCAGUGCUAAAACUAGUAGCGGCUAGUCAAAUAAACAUGACAUUAAACUCAGACAUUCUAACCUCAAAUUUGGAUUUACCACCGCCGAGAUUCUCAACGUCGGAGUCAUCAAGUCCCAUACCCGAUUUAAUUGAGCUGCAACAACCAGCUGACGGAAGUACCGACUCAGAAAUUGACUCAGAAACGUUAAGUUUUGGGCGAAAUGGGUCGCCAGGAGCUUCGAGCGCAGCCUCUGAUAGUCCAACACCCACAAAUAGCGUCCAAGAUAGGAGUUGGUUGGUUUUUGGGGUUAUGUCUGAUGAGCAAAGACAAUUAUUGGGUACUGAAGAAGAAUCCUCAGAUAGACACAGUAGUGAAGAAGAUACAGAAGUUUCAAAUGAAGUUUGGACAAUAACCCCAGAACAAAAAGAAUACUACAAAACCCAAUUUUUAGGGUUGCAGUCGGAUCUAAACGCUUUAAUUCCUGGAAACGUGGCGAGAAAUUUCUUUGAGAAAUCGCGACUCCCUGUACAUGAAUUAAGAAAAAUUUGGCAGUUAGCGGACGUCACGAAAGAUGGCGCUUUAAGUUUGCAAGAAUUUAACACUGCCAUGCAUUUAGUUGUUUUAAGAAGGAAUCAUAUUGAACUCCCUGAUGUUCUACCAGUACAAUUAAUCCCUGGGAAUGAAACCCCUUUAUCUGUAACACCAGAAACUGAACCAAUUUUAUCCCCACAAACUAAAGACACUGCAAGGGAGUGGACUAAAUUCGUGGACUCCCCAACGAGUUCUGUGUCAAGCCCAGGGCCUAAGCCAGUUAAUUUCGACUUUCAAAGAGGCGCUGUUGAGAAAGAUCCUAAAAUUUUGCAUCCAGUUGCGUUGAGGUUAACACCUGAGGGGCAAUUUCAAAUGAACGAAGAAAACGCUGAGGGGAAUUCCCCUAAAAAAUUUUUAGAAAUACAGAAUAACUCAAACGUUGCUAAUAGUGUUGCUAAUAAUGUUAUGAAUAAUGUUAUGAAUAACGUCAUUCAGCGCCCACAACCUAAAAAAAUUAAUAUCCCAAUUGUUGGCGCAAUCCCCCCUCCCCCCAUAACAAAUCAACCCCACCAAGAAGAAGGCCCCGUUUCUUUACCCGCGUUUCCUCCCCCAAAAAAAGAAAAACCCCCACCACCACCCCCACGUCCGUUUAAAUCCCACGGUCGUAGUUCUUCAUUAGAUCUAAAUAAAUUAAACAAAAACUUAGCACCCCCUUCAGUCCCACCGCGAAUCAGUCCAAACAUCCAAUCGAAAAAAUUAAUUAAUCAAAAAUCGGAAGGCGACUCGACUAAUUUACCAACGGAACAUUUUGCGAAUUUCGAUGAUUUUGAAAAGUACGAGAAUGUCCAAGAAGAAGGUAUUUUUCCCGGGGAUCAAUACGAAGCGGAACGAAAAAAACUUUUCGCCCAAUUCUCCGUACCAGAAACAAGUACAACGACGAAUUCGAGUAAUUUAGAUAUCCCCGAUCAGCCUCCGCGGAAACACGGCGCUUUCGAAAUCUAUCGGAAACCCACCCCCAAAAAUGAAUCUCCGAGCGAUGAGGAGAAACAAAAAUUUGAGUUGUUUAAAAAGUUACAAGAACAAAAUACGGUUUUGUUACGUUUGUGCCAAGAGUUGAGUCAAGAGUUGGCCGAUGUUCGCGAAGAAAAAUUGGCGCUAAAAGUGAGAUUAGAAAAACAAUUAAACGGCGGAUAACAGACGGAUUAAUUAAUUGAUAUUUUUCGAUAUAAAUAUAUAUAGGAUAAAAAGCAAGGUUUUUUUUGUAAAUAUAAAAUUGAGAUUAGAAAUCGUGAUACUAUUGAAAUUUAUCGAAAUUCUAUCGUGUUUUCAAUUAAUUCUUUUUUGAUCGUUAAAAAUGUGGUUGUUAAAAUAAUUAUGUAGCGAGAAAAAAAUUAUUUUC